AUGAAGCGCAAGGGCAAGGAUACAAAAAGCAAGGCGAAGGGUGGUGGGGCAACAUCUCCUUCCGUGACGAAACCCUUAACAUUUGCGAUGGUCCCUCAGGCGCAUGCGCAAGCAGGCACCCGGGCACCCAAGUCUAUCGUCGAACAGGUCAGGCGCUAUCCCAAGCACUCGCUACUGCAGUUCUUCCCUCUCCUGCCGACCAAGGUGCCCAAGGCGACUGCGCGGGGAACGGGAGGAGCGGCGGUGGAGGAAGAGGAAGAGAUUCUGCUGCCCUCACCGCUCUCAGAGGGUGACCUUGGGACGGACUUGAACGGUCGCUCGUGGUUCGCACCAGAGCUCAGAACAAAAAGCAGCCACGAGCUUCACCAGCUGUGGUACGUCUUGCUCAUGGAGAAGAAUAGGUUGGCGACUAGCUGGGAGGAAGCGAAACGGCUUGAAAUCAGAGGGCUCAUGGACAUGGCCAGAACCAGUCUUGGGAAUAGGAACCACAGGGUGCGCAAAUCCAUGGCGCGCAUCAAGCUCGUGCUCAACGAGCGUCGCCUCGCUCUUAUGCAAGCGCAACAGCAAGCUCGCAUGCCAAUCGAGGCGAACGUCGCGGCAUUGCAAAGGCAGGUGGAAGAGACGCCAAAUUCUGCAUUGUGGGAGGAUGAGGCGGCGGCCAUACUUGCAUCUCCCGAAGAGGAAGCACAAGGGAUGAAAGGUGCCAACACCGCAACCAGAGCCACAGCAGCAGAAAGAAGCGGUAACCAACCAAAAUCGCCAGCAACGGGAGGCUAG
Tilletiaria anomala UBC 951 is the source of this 777-nucleotide messenger RNA. RefSeq lists its product as uncharacterized. Gene Ontology annotation, biological process: mitochondrial translation. The record is from RefSeq and is a predicted model, not a curated record. Gene Ontology annotation, molecular function: structural constituent of ribosome. Gene Ontology annotation, cellular component: mitochondrial large ribosomal subunit; mitochondrial ribosome. Lineage: Eukaryota; Fungi; Basidiomycota; Exobasidiomycetes; Georgefischeriales; Tilletiariaceae. The coding region runs from base 1 to 777 and encodes 258 amino acids. The transcript has 2 exons.